ACAAACAUAACCGACCAGCACUUGUUAGUGAGGAGAAAAACCCCACCGCGAAAUGCAGGUCCAUCUUCCAGCGGCGGUGAAAUAGACCGAAAGCGUUCAAAAUAUAUUCAAAUUUGUGAUUUUUUUGGAGUAUUGGAUCCCCAUCUUUUGCCCCCUGAAGAUUUUCUUGUCAUCUCUCUUCGUGUUUCAUUUUAUUUAAGGAUGUCGGUGGCGGGGUUUAAGAAGCAGCUGCACAAAGCGAGUCAGUUAUUAAGUGAAAAGAUAAGCGGUGCAGAAGGGACAAAACUCGAUGAAGACUUCAUGGAAAUGGAGCGGAAAAUAGAAGUCACCAACAAGUCUGUUUUUGAACUUAUGACUAAAACCACAGAAUACCUUCAACCAAACCCAGCAUCAAGAGCCAAACUGGGAAUGCUCAACACCGUGUCUAAAAUCCGAGGGCAGGUAAAGACGACGGGUUAUCCUCAAACCGAAGGCCUAUUAGGAGACAGCAUGCUGCGAUAUGGACGGGAACUGGGGGAGGAGUCCACUUUCGGGGCUGCGCUGGUGGACAUUGGUGAAGCCAUGAAACAGAUGGCCGAUAUUAAAGACGCCCUCGAUAUCAACGUGAAACAGAACUUCAUUGACCCACUUCAGACUCUACAAGACAAAGACCUCAAAGAGAUUGUGCAUCAUUUGAAGAAACUGGAGGGACGACGGCUAGACUUUGACUAUAAGAAGAAGCGCCAGGGCAAGAUUCCUGAUGAGGAGAUCAAACAGGCUGUGGAGAAGUUUGAGGAAUCCAAAGAACUUGCUGAAAGUAGCAUGUUUAACUUUUUGGAGAAUGAUGUGGAGCAAGUGAGUCAGUUAUCAGCUCUGAUUGAGGCAGCUCUGGAUUACCAUCGACAGUCCUUGGAGAUCCUGGAGGAACUCAACAGCAAAAUACAGAACAGGAUAUCUACCGCAAGCAAUCGGCCCAAAAAAGAGUUCAAGCCAAAGUCGAUCGUGUCCAGUUUGGAGACCGUCGAGAACACACAGCACAAUGGACUUUCCCACACCUCAUCUGUCAAAAGCACAGAUAUCCAGGUCAUCCACUCUGUAAAUGGAAAAAUUGAUCAGUUCACACACACAGCACCCACAGUACCCAAUGUAUCAUGGCCUGAAAGCCCCAAUGGUAAUAGCAAACAGAUAGAAUCACACAUGGACCAGCCCUGUUGUCGAUCGCUCUACGACUUUGAUCCGGAGAACGAGGGUGAGCUGGGUUUCAAAGAGGGCGACAUCAUCAUCCUCACCAAUCAGAUUGAUGAGAACUGGUAUGAAGGCAUGAUUAAUGGUGAAUCGGGCUUCUUCCCCAUAAACUACGUAGAGGUCCUAGUGCCCCUGCCUCAAUGAGCCGAGCCAACAACCAUGGUCACUGACCACACAGCCAAACUAGACUGUCUCAACCGUCCACGCACCCAACAUCCUCUGCUGCAUUCUCACCAAUGAAAGCCUUGCUUUUUACCACAGACAAUUUUGAAGCUUUCACAUUUCAGUAUUUAUCUAAUUAUGUUUUCCCGGCGUCAUGGUGCAACAUCUAGGUUUUUACACUGCGAAAACAUUUUAAUCAGUAUUUAUCUAAACAUCUUUAUAACUAAAACAGACCUAUACGUCAUCUUUUGCCCUGUUUUCACCUGGUAUUAAGAUGCUUUUGGUUGAUCGGAUCACAAGUAGACAAAGGAGACACAUUCCCGAUCACACCUGCUGUUUUAAUCUGUCUCUUUUGUCCACUUUCAACCACUUCUGUCCUGAUUUCUUUGAGGGGAGGGUCUAUGGGCGGGUAAAUGAAUGGGCUUUUUCAGAUCUUUCGAUCUAAUGGACGAAAUAAGCU
Messenger RNA from Rhinichthys klamathensis goyatoka, 1846 nucleotides. RefSeq names its product SH3-domain GRB2-like 3a (gene sh3gl3a). Gene Ontology annotation, biological process: synaptic vesicle uncoating; endocytosis. The transcript is spliced from 11 exons. The record is from RefSeq and is a predicted model, not a curated record. Bases 202 to 1368 code for a protein of 388 amino acids. Gene Ontology annotation, molecular function: protein binding. NCBI's taxonomy places the organism in Eukaryota, Metazoa, Chordata, Actinopteri, Cypriniformes, Leuciscidae. Gene Ontology annotation, cellular component: presynapse; cytoplasm; glutamatergic synapse.